Messenger RNA from Cooperia oncophora, 1065 nucleotides. NCBI's taxonomy places the organism in Eukaryota, Metazoa, Nematoda, Chromadorea, Rhabditida, Trichostrongylidae. The record is from the annotation of a GenBank genome assembly.
AUGAAUCCUGAUGGUUUUGAACGUGCACUGAAUACGGAACCUUCACAGCGUGCUUGGCUAACAGGAAGAACUAAUGCUAACGGAGUCGAUCUGAACAGGGACUUCCCCGAUCUGGACAGUAUCUUCUAUGAACUGGAGAAAAUGAAGGUGCCAAAAUAUGAUCAUCUGAUGGAGCUGUUUGACGAUGAUAAGGAGCGUCAACCCGAAACAGUAGCAGUCGGUCGAUGGACUUUGUCGCUGCCGUUUGUGCUCUCUGCAAACCUUCACGAAGGCGAUCUUGUCGCUAACUAUCCAUUUGACGCCACCACUAAGGAAGGUGCCAGUGAAUAUUCGGCAUCUCCAGAUGACGGGACAUUUAGGUGGCUCGCCCAGACUUACGCCAAGAAUCACGCCCAUAUGGGGAUUAACGAUCAUCCACCAUGCGACGGCACCAGCAAGGACGCGUUCGCCAGACAAGGAGGAAUCACAAAUGGUGCCAAAUGGUAUUCGGUCUCGGGAGGAAUGCAGGAUUUCAACUAUUUAGCCACGAAUGACAUGGACAUCACACUUGAGCUCAGCUGUGAAAAGAUGCCUGAUGGGAAACUAUUGCCGCAAUUCUGGGACGACAAUAAGAAAGCCCUCAUGGAAUACAUGUUCACUGUCCACGCCGGUAUCAAAGGUACUGUGACCGAUGCUGAAACUAACGAACCUAUCUUCCAAGCGGGUAUAUGGAUUCGUAAUGGUACCUCUAAGACUCCCAUCCGCCAUCCGGUCACCUCAUGGGUUCUUGGCGACUACUACCGUAUUCUGCCACCAGGAGAUUAUGAAGUGAUCGUUACCGCUGAUGGUUACGAGCCAGCUGCUCGCAAUGUGACCGUCACUAACAAAGUCCGCGAUAGCGCCAUGGUUGUGGACUUUGCUCUGAAACCUCUCGCUGAACAGGAACCAUCUGUGACCGUCACUAACAAAGUCCGCGAUAGCGCCAUGGUUGUGGACUUUGCUCUGAAACCUCUCGCUGAACAGGAACCAUCUGAUGAAGAAAUCGCUGAACUAGUCGAAGCACUUCAAGAACAACAACAAGAAUAA